Molecule: messenger RNA, 1701 nt
Organism: Ciona intestinalis (vase tunicate)
Lineage: Eukaryota; Metazoa; Chordata; Ascidiacea; Phlebobranchia; Cionidae
Source: RefSeq, a predicted model, not a curated record
UUCCUCCCCACAAUUUAAAAUCUUGACCACCGCUACAUGUCGCUAGAGAGAAAUCAUGGUUACGUCAUUUCACGGAAACUUGUAGGCCAUCCCAGGCUACCUAUACAUUACACAAGGGCUGUAGGAUUAGGACUGUCGUUGCCUAAUCUGAAACCUUCCAUUAUCAUGCAUUGGUCGAAUGAAAUGGAACAAUUUCUUUCUAAGUCUGACUUUACUGAAGGAGAUGAAAUAGAAAGGAAUAUUUUCGACCAUCAUGAAUUAUCAGACAGGUUGAGGAAAACCUUUUAUUAUUCACCCCAGAAAAACCCAUCUAAAGAUACAUUAUCAUUUUCCAUAACUAAGGAAACGGUUGAAACAUUCAGGAAAGCAGCUCCAACAUCAUUUGGGAAGCUUGGACAUCGUUAUGCUGCAAGGGUGGCAAGAGAUGCAUGUGUGUCGCCAUGUUCCAUGUUGUUAGCCAUGAUAUAUAUUGACCGUCUUACACAUCGCGACCCAGAAUAUUUACAAAACAUUUCAUCAUCUGAUCUAUUCUUGGUGUCGAUGAUGGUGGCAUCUAAAUACAUGUACGAUGAAGGGAUAGAAGAUGAAGUCUUCAACGAUGAAUGGGCAGCCUCAGGGUUGGUUGAUACCGACCAUGUUAAUGAACUUGAAGCGGAAUUCUUGCAUGCCAUGGAUUGGAGGGUGUUGGUGGGGAAACCGGAGUUUCAAACCAUGGUUCAUAUGGUGGAGGCGAGAUUGGCAUUAGAGCAUGGCUUGGACAGAGGAUGGUUCUCAUAUACAGAUACAGCUUGUCUUAUCAAGUCGAACACAAUAAUUGAAAACAUAAAACGAACAAUUGAAUUAUUUUCACAGGCUGUAUGUUUAUGCGUGGUGCUGUAUGGCAGCUUUGUAAUGCUCACUGUUGCAAGCGUUGCUUUGCUUAAAGCUAAACCUAUGAAGAGCAUUACACCAAUGUUGCAUGACCAACAGGUGUCGCUUGGUUUUACCCCAAAUGACAAUAUUUCAACAGAUGCUGCAAACACAGAACCAAUCCCCGCCCUUGAAGAAAUAGAAAGGCCCAUGGUCAUAUUGAACCCCACACCCACACCCACCCCCACCCCCACCCCUAUCAUUACAAAUGGUGGAGUAGCUCAUAUGUUGGCAUUUGUAGAAACCAUGUUAUUCAUAUCCACCCCUGCUUGUUUCAACGAUACAAGCGAUAAUCCUCCAUACGUUUGCCCACGUUGUCAACAACAUAAACCAACUAAUCAAACAAACCAGUUGUACCACCCAACCCCCUAUGUUGGCAAACCAAACAACAACCAUGGAGUUACAACAUCAUUCGAUUCAUUGCUUCAACACAGUUUUACCCACAAGCACAACCCACCCAUCAGCCUGGCUGUUGAACCACCAUCACUUUACUCCCCCCACCUUUUCUACCGACCCAUUGAUGACGCUAUUCAUUAUCAUUGUACAUACUCCCUGCCUGGUGUAAUAGUUAUAACUUAGAAACACUGGAUUUUAGAAAGAUAGUUUUCAACGGAAUAUACUUUCUUACGCACAAGGUUCUAAACUUGCGCAAAUUUUUGUUUCAAAAGAUAGUUUUUCAUUAUUUUUUUCCUUAGAUAGUGUGUUGCAGUUCCCAUUAGUUUCACCACUUCAAAGUUAUGGAGCCUGCUUUAUAUAAAGCAUGUUAUUAAAGUAAAUUUCAUCAACCUGUUA